AUGAGCGAGGAUAUUCCCACACCCGAGGAGGAGGAGGAGGAGGAGGAGAUACUAAUUGAGCAGCCGGAGAACAUCGGCGGCGUCAGGCUUGAUCCGAAUUCUUAUACUGCGCAUCGGCUGGUUUGUUCAUCCCUUCCUUUCUUCUUCCUCGAGGAGUUUGUGGACUUGGUGAUGAAGCUGACUGUAUGUAUGUACGGGUGUGCUUGUAGCAUCAUGCUACUCCUGAACAUUUACAUGUCACGACGCGACGGGUGUAAGUUUUGCACCUCUCUUCUCAUUCCCAGGGCCCCUCUAACGGUGUUUAGCUUUGUCGGGCCGAUACCUAUGGGCUGGUUGAGGAGCCACCGGUCAGAGUGGUACAAGCACCAUAUCGGCGUGUUUGGAGCGGGAGGGAACCCGACCUUCACCGCCGCCGAGGAUGGUUGCGGGGAACCGAGGCUUGGGGGUUUGGAGCGGCGGGACACGGGCGAUUGGUGGGCGGAGGAGGUUGAAGGGGGAGGUCCUAGAGCUCUCGAUGGCCUCCCCGGGACUCCCGGGCCCGUUCCGAUACCACGGCCGAGUACAAUGGCCAGCGAAUCACGGAGGAGGAAGGGCAAAGGAAGGGCUACUGCUACGGAUGGGCCGGGACGGCGGCCAGCGUCUCAGGGAUCACGCAAGCGCUCGAAACCGGCGGGCAUGAAUCGGGGGGAGUCGUUUGCGACGGCUAACGAAUCCUGGGACUCUGCCGAGGAGAGGCAGGAGCAGGAAGACGAAGAGGAGGAGGAGAAUGCUCCGCCAAUGCGGACGAUAGAGAGUUUGCACGUUGAGAUGGAAUUGGAGGGGUCUCUCGAAGGUCUUGUAAAUCAAGCGCCAGUUCCUCUUAGCGCGGGAAGCGACGUAGCAGCAAGUUCAGUUUCCCCGGCUCGAUCUCUGGAGGCAUCUAAUUCGCUGGCAUCUCUGUUGAAGCACGACGCGCAAGCUCGAGAAAGAUUAUCGAGACAAGCGUCCUCCCAAGGACGCGCCCCACCUCUCGAACGCAAGCAAUCGGGCGGGAAACUCGGAAUUCUUUCGAGAGCUCGGGGUUCACGGUCGCCGAAGAAGAAUGCUGCCGGCAGUUCCUCACCCCCGCCUCCCCCGCCUGCCGAACGUGUCGUUACUAAUAAGGAGCGGGUCACUGGAGGUCUAGUACGCUUUAAUACAGCUGUAGACGUCCGUGAGCGGGAUAGGGAGAUGCAGAUGAAGCUCGCUGAUCUCAGUCGGAGCAGGACGUUCCGUCAAAUGGGGCGGUGUCAUCACAAUUUCCGGAGACGGGAAGGGGAGAUUGUCAAGAUGGAGAAUAUGCUUGUCCGAGUGGAAGUAUCUGCUAUACCUGUGCCUGGGGAAUACGAUGAGAAUGAGAGCAUGAAGGUCGUCACUCGAUUGAUGGAGAAGUGGCGGGAAUUCGUCGUGGUCUGUCGCCAGACUGGGGAGAAGGAGACACCAUUAGCCUUGCUACUCUACAAGAAGAGGGUCGUUCCGGCCAUUGACAGGCCGAGGAUCUCCUCUCACGGAGUGAGGAAGAUACCGCUUAAUCCGAAAACCACUAAAGUCAAUCUUUACUCGACUCUGGACAAGACGCUGGUUGUUUGGUUGCCAUACAAGCAGGGGUCGAUUAUUUAUAUUAUGCGGCCUCGCUGCAGUUCUUCAUCUGUGGAGUGGUAUACAUUUCUUCACGGAGCGCUGGGCUGGAACAGAUCGGACAAGUUACUUAUAUCUGUCCCGGACUUGUCCCUAUCAAUCACGGUUGACAAGCCUUUUGCACGGGUGGAGCAGAAAUUGCGUGAAGAUUCAGACGAUGAGGCACCAAUUAGGGAGGAGAGGGCUGUCGCUAAAAACCUGCUGAACCGAAGCAUGCAACUGCUAGGGGAAGUCAAAGAAUGGGGCGAUAUCACAGACCACUGGAGGAAGGAUGAGCGCAUGGGGUUGGUGUGGAGGCGUUACGACCGCUUGGAGUGGAUCCAUGGGGUAGGAUUAUUUGCAGAAGUAAUUGCUUGAUCCCAUUGCUAAUAAUGGUAUAGGUGAAUGAGCAUAGGAUGUACGGAACUAUGGCUAUGCAGAAGGUUUGUCUCGUGUUUUUUUAGCCAUGAUUGGUCACCCAUUGCUAAUUUUUUUUGUUGGGGGGGGGGGUAGACGCAUGAGCUAGAGAUACGGCCCAAGACUCAUUACCCGACUAAGGUUAGGGUUGGUGGCGAGGAAAUGACGGAACCUGCUCCGGUCGAGGGGUUCCUACUUCGAUUGACGUCCGGGAAGGGCCACCAGGAACGCCUAGGCAAGCUCUUCUAUAAGCGUUUGUACUUUACCACUCAUGACAACCUCCUUUGCUUUUGCAAGCCCGCGAGAGCGUUGCCUCCGCCGCCGCCAAAAUUGCCGGUCAAUAAAGGGGCUAUCCCAAAGCCCAGUGAGAUCAAGGACGAAAUCCCACUCAUAUAUGCCGUAGCACCCUAUGCCCCAGACGCGGACGGGGACAUCGCUUGGAUCACAAGGGGCACGGCGAAAGAGAUUGGCUCCCGUGAUAGAGAUGCUUAUGACGAAGGGGAGAGGAAGGUCAAUACCCUGCUGAGGGCCGAAGGGUUCAUUGAUCUAUGCAACGUUGUCGAGGUGCGCUGCGCCGGGCGGCAUUCACAAGGCAGAGAUACUGGGGCUGGUCACAGCGAAUUGGCGGGCUCUGAUCGGCCUGUGCUGGAUACGAAUCGCGAGAAUGGGGCUGUUGGCGAGUUUAAUGAUGGGAAGACAUUCGAGCUUGUCCUUGACAAUGGGCUAACCUUGAGGUUGCAGGUGGGAGUUUUGCAUGGCUGGGCAAUAUGGAUGGAUGCUGACCGAGAUACAGGGUUAUGAUCAAAGGACCAGGGACGAGUGGGUGACAAGGUUGAAGGAUUUGGUCAAGUACUGGAGGGUGAGGGAUAAGGAGGAUUUGGCUACCAUCAGAAGGACCAGGGAUGCGAAUCUGAAGCUGCUGAACUUGGACGAAGAGAUGGAGUCGGCCGUUGGGCAGUUUGCCAGAAAGUGGGAGGUGUCUCGAUCGAUCGCAUCGGGGGAAAUAUUCAAUGUCUGCGGGCUGUCCUCUUGCAGGGCUAUUACAGUACGUUGGGUGGUGAUAUCGUAACACAAGACGCAGCUAACACAGAGCCACAGAUGUCCGGCGUCCUAUACCGCAAGCCCCGCCGUCACUCCACCUUCAACCGCUACAAUGUAGUCCUCUGUCACGGCGAACUCCUAACCUUCCAUAACACCUACCGCAAAAACUCCGGGGCCGAACUCCCACACAUUCACCAGGAACGCCAUCUCUCACUCUCCCUUCGAGAUUGCUUCGUCUACUCGGGCCUGGUGACGGAAAGCGAACUCCUCUACCAGAACCAGACAUUUGACUCCAACACUCCGGGUCGUCAUGCGCUUCCCCGAGUGUAUCAGGAUGGGAUGACAUCCCAUGACGAGGACACGAUGACCUGCUUCGUAAUCUGGCAUGGCAUGAGGAGGAACAUUUUCAAGACUAAGGAUGAUGAAGGGAAGACUGUUAGGUAUCGUGUUACUGCGCUGGGAGAGACAGGGAAGUCGAUCGUGUUUAAGGCGAGGAGCAGGCUGGAGAGGGAUGCUUGGGUUAUGAGUAUUGGGAUGGAGAUUGAGAGGUUGAAUGCUACGGCACCGGAGGAUAUCCGGGUCACGGCUUGAUUGUGGUGUAUUCUCCCGGUGAUUGGGAUUUUGGGAUUUUCUUCUUGAUUGUUUUUUUUUUUUUUUGGAGGGGGAGGGGUUUCAAAGCAUAGCGAAUGGUGUUUCCCUGUUUUUUAUGUAAUAAUUUUUCUUCCCCCGUUUCCCUUCUCCCUUUCUACUAAUGUUUCAUUUGUAGUCUUUGAGCCCUUUUGCUCGCGCUCUCGGUUUUGGUGUAACUCCUAGUUUAGUGUAGUAGUCUGAACAUGUCGGGUAUAACCUCUAAUAUUAACAAUACUUACAAAAACUAUAUACAUAUUUAC
This is a messenger RNA of Tuber aestivum (summer truffle), 3983 nucleotides long. NCBI's taxonomy places the organism in Eukaryota, Fungi, Ascomycota, Pezizomycetes, Pezizales, Tuberaceae. The record is from the annotation of a GenBank genome assembly.